AUGAAAAAUUGGGACGAAACUAACAAUCAAAUUGCUCAUCAUAAGAAGCUGAGAGCAGCCAAACCUAUGAUUAGCUCCAAUGUGAGACACACAAAAAAUCACAAAUCAGCUAAAACAACAGUCAAUAGGAAGACCCCUCUUUGUACACAAAAGUAUUUCUCACCAGAGAAUUUAUCCAAAGCUCCAGUUAAUUUCCCUACAGGAAAACAGGAGCUUAGAGGUAAAAACUUGUUCCCAAUUAAUCAUGAAGUGCAAGGAGGAGGAUACAUAGAAGAUAAAGAACUUGGAAUUGAGGGGACAAACUCCUUCAUGAACUCCACAGGCAACCCUUCAUCUAGCUCAACUAAUGCCUCUUCAUUUCCAUUAUCUGGAAGUACGAAUAAGGUGCAAACCUUGCCAAUUUUCAAGCUGUUGCAAGUCUUUAAACUCCAACAAUAUGCUAAAACAUUUGCUGAUCUGGGUCACGGGUUUGAAGUGUAUAAAAUAGCUCUCCUUCUUCCCAAACAGAGACACGAAUUACUAAGAAAACUUAACCUAAUGCCAGGACAUCGAGCAAGAUUUCUCAGCUUAUUUGAAAUAGUAGAUCAAAUAUAUCCGAAAGAAGAGAAAUUCAGAAUGCUCCAAAACUCUAAAAAAGUUACUAAGAGUCGUCCUGAUACUGUCAUAAAUCCUGCCAAGUACUAUAGUAAUCCUGAUGUCUCUAAAAGACCAAUUAAGAAGAAGAGGACAUUAAUGAAGCAGUACAACAUGCUGGAUAAGAAGGCCAAGCAAGACAUAAAUGACAAGUUUAUCAAAAGAAUCAAGGAGAAUAGGAUCUCCUCUGCGCAGGUUUCCCAGGGUAUUAGUAUCCAGAAUGUACUUGAAAAGCAUGUAUCUAAGGCUAAGACUAGGAAAGCAAUGAAGAAAAUAUUCCCUCCUUCCCUCUACGAAAAAUAUCACACUGAUGGGAGUUCUAACUCAAGAUCAAGAUCGAAGAAGAGAAUGUCCUCUGCGAAAAAUCGUCGGAAAGUUCAUAAUGCUGUGAAAAGGAAUAAACUGCCACCUUUACCAGAGGCGCUACCUAAAAGCCAAAAAUAUGUAGGAACAAAUAUUAAGUCCAAUGCCUUUGAAAUUCAAAGGAACUCAUCAGGAGUAACCACUAAAAGUUCGGUAGCAGGUAGAAGGAGUCACCAUAGUCAACAGAGAAGGAAGGAGGAUUUUGAUGUUCGACCAAUGUCUGCUACGAAGUACUCUAUUCAUUCCACAAAUCAGACUAGACAAGUAAAGUCAGGAAGUAAAGCGAGGAACCAUUCUGAAGAUCGCAGAGUAAAAACAAGGAAGCCUCAUAGCCUAACGAGAGAGAAAUCUAAAGGUAGGAAACAAAGAACCGCUGCCAAUCGUAACAGAAGUAAAUACUCAAAGAAUAGCAAGAGCAAGAGUGGUAGUAGAAAAUAUAGAAAAAUUGGAUCUAGAGAGGCGGUUCUCUCAACAUCUUCUGCAUCUAACGCAGGAAGGCUAAUUAGUAGUGCUUCUAAUAGUGAUAAAAGAUCAUCUUAUAAAACUAGCAUAAGCCAGGUUAAUGCUCAAGUUCAGAAAUUAGAACGCAUUGAAGAGAAGCCAAGAAAGAAUUAUCCAAAUAAGGAUCUUCAAAAUUUGAUUAACCAAAGAAAAGACCCUAGGCUCCCUCAACAGAAGGAGCAGAACCUAAGGUCCGAAAGAAGAGUUACUUCUAAGGAGUGUAAAGGGAAUAUCUCAAACACCUACACAACAAUUAAAGGAGAAAGUGCUGAUAAGGACCAAAGUGAGAUCCUUAACAAAUUUGGCAGUGCUUUCACAGAUUCGGAUAAAAACAUGAGCCAUCGCCACCCUGGAAACUCUGAGAAUCCUGAAAAGAAAUCAGGGUUGCCGAGUAUGAAUGAUAAAAGUUACCAAAAUUCCUCAGAUGAGAAGAUAAAAAUGAAGAAAGUUGACUCUCAUGGAACUGUACAGCUCGAGUUUAUUGAAAACAACAAUGGUAAAUUUGAUGAAAGGAAAGAUUCUAAACCUGCAAUCCAUUUGAGCCAUUCAUAUUACGACUCUGAUUUUACAUCUGAAGAUUCAAAAGUAAUGAUGGACAAUUCUGAAUUAAAGGAUGAUAGUAAUCCCAGCGGAAACAAUACUUCAGAAAAGAAAGAUACAAGUAAAAGCACUGUGGAGAAGACUGACAAUAAACCUCAAGAGCAAGAAAUAUCACAAAUAAGCCAAAGUGUAACAAAAAGAAAGAAAGAAGAGCUUAAAACUCCUCAGAUUACUCCAAAAAUGGCGCAGAAGCCACCUCGAACUCCUACUGAUAGCUUUAGAUCAAGUGUCGCAACUCCCAAAGCUUCUCAAGAUGCUCCUUCGAACACUUCAGAGCCUAGAGAUGAUCAUCAGGAAGCUGUUGGCUUACCUGAAGCUAAAUCCUCUCCUUUGCUUCUGAAAUCAGAAAAGGAAUCAGCUUUGGAUUACUUCCAAAGUCUUGAUUCCAAGAAAGUCGAUGAAGCAAUUACAUAUGUAGAUGUUGAGAACAUCUGCAUGUGUCUAGCACAUGCAAUUCUUAAGCACAUAGAAUUCUCUCAAGGUGAAGUUUUGAUAGAUGACCUUGUCUCUGAAGAAGAGGAUAUUCCUCAAUUCUCAUAUGAAUUUGGAGAGGAUCUCAGGAUUGACCUUGAAGAAAUUCAGCAAAAGAAGGAAAUGGAGCAAUGAGAAGCUCAAGUUAAGAAUAUCGAGAAUUUUAACAAGAUGGAAUUCUUUAUGAAUAAUGAUGCAAAUAAUAUGCAAGCUGUAGAAAAUGGUCAUGUAUUUGAUUACCAAUUACAGCCUCUAGAAGAAGGGUCUCCAGGAGGGUCCUUGCUAGGAGAAUUACCUCCUUUAAACCCUAUUAAUCCUCAAUCAGUCGGAAGCAAGUUUUCCUCACAUGGAGUUCUCAAUCCAAAUCAAGACCUAAAUGACGAUCAACCACCAACAACAGAAGGAUACAACUACUCUCUGGUGCAAAUGGAUGAUUUUCUCAAAGACCAGGGAUUAUUUGGAAAAGAUUCUACCAAUCUAGUGAACAACUACUAUGCAAGUCUUUCAAUGAUGGCACCUCAAAAACCACAUUUCUUACCCCCUCCAGAGCUAGGAAUGAUAGAAAGCCUGGGAAGUUUUGAAAAUUCUUCAAAAUAUCCUGGUUCAGUAUUCACAAACAAGAAAUCUCUAGUUGAUUCGCAUAGUAAGCCACCUAGCUCUGCUAAAACAAUGAGGUCUAACAUCUCGAGAGAGAAGGAUAUUUCUGAAAUGAAAUCUCUGGAUUCUGAUAAAAUUACAAAUAUUGAGGAAGAGCCAAAAGCUGAUGAGAUCCCUUCUCCAUCUGAUAGUAACAACUUUAGACCAAAUUCAGCUAGUUUAGAAGAAAAGAUAAUUGGAUCAAAGGAAGAGACUAAGAGUGAUAAAGAUCCAGAAGACGAGCAUGCCGUAUCACAGGAGAGUUACUAUCAGCUAGAAGACAUUACUAAGGAAGGCCUCCAGAAGUUCCUCAAGGACUCAAUGCUAACCUUUAAUGAAAGAUAUUCCAUUGCUAAGCAAAAGAUUGAAGAAGAUGUCGAAAUUGUUGAUCCAUCUUUUGACCUUAUUUACAAAUACUGUAAGUACGUUGUGAUUGCCUCGAAAAUGGAAAAAGAAAUUCCCAUACUAGCACUAGUCUACCUCGAGAGAUUGGUCACCAGAACUGGAGUACUUAUGAACAAACUUAAUUGGAGAAGACUUAUCCUCACAACUCUUUGAGUAGCAUCAAAAAUUUGGGAUGAUGACUCACUUGAGAACGAGCACUUCCCAAAAGUAAUGAGGGAUGUCACUCUUCAAGAAAUCAAUACCUUUGAACGUAUUUUGCUCGAUCUGAUAGGAUAUGACCUUGUAAUCAGAGGGGCUGAAUAUGCUCGAUAUUACUUCAUCUUAAGAACAAUAGCUCAAAACCAUGACAUCAAAAUGCCAUUGCAGCCCCUUAAUGCUGCUAAGGUUAUGAAACUGCAGCAGAGUACUAAUGAUUUCGAGAUACAAUUACGAAAUCUCAAAAAGAAGAGCAAUUUCUCUCAAUCAAUGUAACCUAUCUUGCUACUUUAGCGAACCAAGGAGUGGUUUUUGGUCAGGUAUUCAUCAUCGAGUCAAUUAAAAUAACUUAGAUUGCAAUAAAAAACUCG
Moneuplotes crassus is the source of this 4175-nucleotide messenger RNA. The record is from the annotation of a GenBank genome assembly. Lineage: Eukaryota; Ciliophora; Spirotrichea; Euplotida; Euplotidae.